AUGUCGACGGAAGUCGCGAAUGGCCACCCCAUUAUCAGCACGGGGAUGGACGUCUCGCGUUUCAUUGUUUCCGACCGUGACGACUCCGAUCCUGCAAUCACUUUUCGAGCCCUGGUUCUGGGUACAGCCUUCACCGCUUUCGCCUGCGUGAUCAACAUGCUUUACAUGUUCAAGCCUAUCGAAGGCGGGCUAGAGGUGUCCAACGUUUUUCUCCUCCUUGUCAUCUAUUUCUUCGGUAUCGCCUGGGCGCGCUGUACGCCUGAACCUGCUCGCUUCAAGAACCCCAAAGUGCAGGCAAUUUUGCGAUUUGUCAAUUCUGGCCAGCCAUUUGGCAUAAAAGAGCACGUCAUCGCAACCCUGACUGCUUCCUCCUCUUACAACGGCAAGUCGGCAAUCGAGAUAUACGCCAUCGAGAGGCUAUACUACAACCACACCGUCAGCGCCACGACAGCAGUUCUUGGCACCUUUUCAAUUGCCACCAUCGGUUUCUGCCUCGCUGGUCUGCUCCGUCCAAUCACAGUCUACCCCUCGGCGAUGGUAUACUGGCAGAAUCUGCCUCUGGUCGUCCUCUACCAGCGUUUACAUUUCGAUGAUGUCGCCGACCGUGUACAGAGGCUCGUGACUUUCGCAAAGGUCUUUACCGGCAUGCUCCUCUUCGAGACGAUCCCAGCCUACAUUAUGCCGUGGUGGAAUGGCGUGUCGAUCGUUUGUCUCGCGACGCAGGGCGCCGAAGAACCGUCGAGAAAGGUCAUCGCAACCAUCUUCGGCGGCGCGAGCUCAAAUGAAGGUAUCGGUCUUCUCAACUUGUCAUUCGACUGGCAGUAUAUUCAAUCGCGUACUAUGUCACUUCCACUCAAGCAGCAGGCAAACUCUUGGAUUGGUCUCGUGGUGUGGGCUAUCGCAAUGCCCUGCCUGUACUACGCCAACGUUUGGGGAGCGCGCGACCUGCCUUUCAUGUCGACAUCGCUCUUCGGAGCUGACGGCAAGAAGUUUUCGGCGGUCAAAGUAUUUGGCACGGGCGUACCCAUCCUAGACGUGAACAAGCUUAAAGAAACCGGUCUGCCCAGGAUCACAGCCACGACUGCCUGGGGCUUCUUCACGGCAAAUAUGGCCAUCGGCGCUCUCAUCAUGCAUGUCGCCAUCUUCUACAGCCACGACAUGUACCGUGUCGUCCAGCACGUCAGAGCCGGGACGCUUCGAGACCCACACUAUGAGGCCAUGCAGAAGUACAAGGAAGUACCUCGGUGGUGGUACCUCUUCCUGUUCUUCCUCGGAAUCUUGGCUGGCAUCAUCGUUGUGACGAAGGACGACACCACGACCCUACCAGUCUGGGGCUUUCUAGUUGCCUUGCUGCUCGGCUGCAUUAUUGCGCCCAUCAGCUGCACGCUGUAUGCCCUCUUCGGAACCGGUGUUGCCACGAACCAACUAAGCAAGUUGCUCGGAGGUGCUUUACAUCCUGGCCGCCCACUAGCAAAUCUCUAUUUUGCUGCAUGGUCGCAUCAAGUUAUUGCUCUCUGUGUCGACCUGUCUCAGUACCUGAAGGUAGGACAGUACAUCAAGAUCAGCCACCGGGCCAUGUUUGCCACACAGCUGUACGGCACGCUGUUGGGCGCUUGCAUAAAUUACUUUGUCAUGACGUCCAUCGUCACCAACCAGCGCGAAAUACUCCUCGACCCCAUCGGUGAUCACGUCUGGUCGGGUGCACAAGUUUCCAGCCUCAAUUCGGCUGCCGUCACUUGGGCCUUGGCAAAGCAAGUCUAUGGCUUCUCGGGACGCUACUAUCUCGUACCGCUUGGCAUCAUCAUCGGAAUGAUUCUGCCCGUUAUUCACUGGCUUCUCCUCAAGCCGUUUCCCCACUUAGCCAAGUAUCCCAUUGCAACACCUAUAAUUGCAGCAUACAUGGGCCAAUACUACUAUGGCAAUACCUCCUUCAUCCAGAGCUCCAUCAUAAUCGGCGUCAUCACUCAGGUAUGGCUCCGUCGCCGCCGCCCGAGCUGGUACAACAAGUACAACUACCUCGUCGGAGCUGCAAUGGACGGUGGUUCCCAGACACUCAUCUUCAUCCUCUCGUUUGCCGUCUUUGGUGCGAGCGGCAGGAAGCACAGUUUUCCAACGUGGUGGGGCAACCCUGCGGGCAAUCCGGAUCACUGUCUAUAG
Acaromyces ingoldii is the source of this 2157-nucleotide messenger RNA. RefSeq names its product OPT superfamily oligopeptide transporter. Lineage: Eukaryota; Fungi; Basidiomycota; Exobasidiomycetes; Exobasidiales; Cryptobasidiaceae. The coding region runs from base 1 to 2157 and encodes 718 amino acids. The record is from RefSeq and is a predicted model, not a curated record. Gene Ontology annotation, biological process: transmembrane transport. The transcript has 5 exons. Gene Ontology annotation, molecular function: oligopeptide transmembrane transporter activity.